AUGCCCCGAGCAUCUAAACUCCUCCCCUCCCUAGGCCACGCCGCAUCCGGCGCCGGCGGCACCAUCAUCUCCACCUUGGCCACCUACCCGCUCGACCUCGUCAACACGCGCCUUAAAGUCCAGCGCCAGCUGCGCGCCGACGGGGCCAUCGGGCCCGAGGACGGGUAUGGCGGGAUACUGGAGGCGUUUGAAGCGAUUUACGAGAGGGAAGGAGGGUGGUUCCGCGCCAAACGCCUCCGCGUUAACGAGCCCUACCUCAAAGUCCUCGAAGAACUCGCCGUCGGCGCCGCGGCCGGCGCCUGCGCAAAGCUUUUCACCACGCCCGUCUCCAACGUCGUUACGCGCCGACAGACGGCCAACCUUAUUUCGUCUUCCUCCUCGCGAAGCCAACCUUCUACUCCUACCGAAGGAGGCCCAAGCCCAACACUACCGCUCUCCCCAACUUCCCCCACUUCCCGGUCCCAGAACCAGACAACAAAUGGAAACGACCUCUCCUUCACCGAAAGUAUUCUUCAGAUCUACCGCGAGCGCGGUGUACUGAAUGGGUUAUGGGCCGGCUACUCCGCCAGCCUGGUAUUGACGCUUAAUCCAUCCAUGACUUUCUUCCUGCAGCAGAUCCUGAAGCGGAUGUUGGUUUCGCGAGAAAACUGGGAGGAACCUGGCAGUGCAAUCACGUUUGUGAUUGCGGCUUUUAGUAAAGUCAUGGCGACGAGCGUGACGUAUCCGUUCCAGAUUGCAAAGGCUAGGGUUAUGGUUUCUGCGCCGCCUGGGGCUCAGUCACAGUCCCAAGAGCAAGAGCAAGAGCAAGAGCAAGAGCAAGAGCAAGAGGAUGGGGUAAAAGAGAAGGGGGAAGCAACGGCGACACAAAAAGCAAGGGAAACGACGAAAAAAGCAGCUACGGGAAGAGAAACAAUCUUCUCCACCGUCCUGCGCAUAGCCCAAACCGAGGGCGUCAAAGCCCUCUACGACGGAAUCGGCGGGGAGCUGCUCAAGGCCUUCUUCAACCACGGGCUGACCAUGUUGUCCAAGGACAUCAUCCACGGGCUGAUCAUCCAGCUGUACUUUGCUAUGGUGGCGGCGCUGAAGGAUUACAAGAAAUUGAAGGAAAAGGUGAACCGAAAAGCGAAGAAGGCGAGGGCGGACGUGAGCAGGUAUCACAUGCUUGCGGGGUUGGCGGCGCAGAUGGUCAGGCAGAGGGGGUUGAGGCAGAGUUGGUGA
Molecule: messenger RNA, 1218 nt
Organism: Sordaria macrospora k-hell
Lineage: Eukaryota; Fungi; Ascomycota; Sordariomycetes; Sordariales; Sordariaceae
Source: RefSeq, a predicted model, not a curated record